This is a messenger RNA of Menidia menidia (Atlantic silverside), 606 nucleotides long. Lineage: Eukaryota; Metazoa; Chordata; Actinopteri; Atheriniformes; Atherinopsidae. The record is from the annotation of a GenBank genome assembly.
AUGAGCUAUAAAUCAGUAAAAAAACUAGUCAAUGGGUACCGGGAGCUCACCGCCCAUCCCUCCCUGUGCGCUCAUUACGCACAGACGUACGCAUGCGGAAACAGUCCAGCUGUAAACUCCUGUGAGCUUCAUCUCUCUCUGCUGCUGAUGGUGGUGCUUUCUAAGGAGUAUGGCUACGUCUUGCUGACCGGCGUCGCCAGCAUGGUGAUGGUUGGACACCUGGCCGUCCGAGUGGGAAAAGCCCGGAAGAAGUACAACGUGCAGUAUCCCAAGAUGUACAGUGAUGACCCCGAAACUGGAAACAUCUUCAACUGCAUCCAGCGCGCCCACCAGAACACGCAGGAGGUCUACCCCGCCUUCCUCUUCUGCCUGGCUGUGGGCGGUUUGCAUUGUCCCCGUCUGGUCAGUGGCCUCGGCCUCUUGUGGAUUGCUGGCAGGGAGGUCUACGCACACGGAUACUCCACGGGAGAUCCCAAGAAGCGAAGGAGGGGAAGAUUUGGGACUUUAGCUUUCAUGGGGAUGAUGUUGACCACCCUCAGCUUCGGCCGCCAUCUCCUGGGCUGGACUGGGCCGCGGAUGGGGCCCUUCCGUCCAGUUGAAGCUUGA